This is a messenger RNA of Epinephelus fuscoguttatus (brown-marbled grouper), 3455 nucleotides long. RefSeq names its product kelch domain containing 7A (gene klhdc7a). The transcript has a single exon. The record is from RefSeq and is a predicted model, not a curated record. NCBI's taxonomy places the organism in Eukaryota, Metazoa, Chordata, Actinopteri, Perciformes, Serranidae. The coding region runs from base 136 to 2412 and encodes 758 amino acids. Gene Ontology annotation, molecular function: protein binding.
GAGACGCAGUCAUCAGAUCACAGCAGCCCUUUCACAAUGAAAACCAAACAGCAUGCUCCCGUCAGCUGAGACACACUGACAGUAAUAUUCAUCAGGCUCAGUCAACCAGUCGUCACCACCAUCGCUUAUACAGCUAUGCCCAUCGCGGAGCUUUUGGGAGUCCAGUUCGACAUGCAGCUGCUGUUGAAACUGAGUCUCUCCGUGGCUGCGGUGCUGCUGGUGUCAUGGGCGUACCGGUUCUACAGCUCCCGGGACACGACGAAAACUCAGCUCUGUGUCGAUGGCAACAAAGAGCCAGGAAAAGCCACCUGCCAGAACUGCAAGACGACUUUACCGUGUCAAAGCUCACCAAGACACGACACCGAUGAUGGGGGACCCUCGCACCCAGCCACUGAUGACCUGACAUGUGACAGCACCGAGGAAACACCAGCAGCAGCACAUGGAUGCCAAGCUGAUACGAGUGAGGAUGCAUUUUGUAUGUCAUGCAGUGACCAAAAUUCCAGCAUGAUAGAAGAGAUACUCCCUCAUCAGACGCAGGCAGAGGUUGCCACCAGUAAUAUUUCUUUUGGAUCUGCUUUGAACUUUCCGCAUCCAACUAAGAGUGGGAUGGCCAGUACAACGGGGCGCCGCUCCCCGUGCUUUCUGAAGAAGCUGGAGGGCAGUGUGGGCGUGGGCAGGGAGUUAAGGCAGGACUUGGAGCGCCAGGGGGCCUACUCGAGCUUCCUCUCCAAGGCAGAGAUCAAAGUGGAGGAUGCUAACGUGGUGCUGGAGGAAACAGGAGACCAGAUUGUGCGCGGAAAGAUAUAUGAUUACUAUGUUGAGUCUUCCUCUCACUCUAUUACAGACUCAAACACAGCGCCUGGUCAGUAUGAGAGGAACUCUGAGUCACAGCCAGUGGAGCGUGGAAGUCGUGGCAGCAGCCUCGCAGAAUCCCCUUCCUCUCUGAGCCCCAUCAUCAUGCGUGAUCUGGUUUUACCUCAAAGCACUGUUGAGGAUCCCUUCUCGCCAGGAAGCCUCAAGCUGAGGCACCCCACAAGGCCUGCACUCCUACGCAAGGAGAGCUAUCUGUCUGCGGCAGAGCAGUCUGAGCUUUCCAUCCCUUUCCUAAACGCGAGUGCCUCAACUCCAGUGACUCACUCUCUGUCCUCAUCCCGCACUGAGUGCAACUCUGCUCACCCUGUGAUCCGUCACUCUACAGACAGUAAGGGCCUUAAUGUGAGGGAGGGGGCAGAUCUACAGGCUGUAGAGGCAUUUUCACACCUUCCAGCAAAACCUCUCGACAGCACAGAUUUGGAAAGCUUGAAGAGUAAACUUGAUCUGGGUAACUGUUUGGAGACGCUGUGUCUGGCCAAGAAACAUGGCCAGACCUCUGUGCAGCAAGCAGCCAUGGGAGUCAUGUCAGACAACUACCUCCAGGUGCUUAGGGACCCCAACCUUUACGGGCGGCUAAUGGCUGGCGAGCGAGAGCAGAUCCAGAAGCAGAGAAUGAGAGGGAGAAGCUUUGUCAUGGUGGCAGAUAUGGACCCUCAAGACUGGGCGAGUAACACAGGAGGCCCGGCGGCAGAGACGGAGCAGAGCAGGACGUCCAGUGCAGUGUACUAUUAUGAUGACUACAAAGACGCCUGGCAUACACUCUGCCUCAUCCCACAGGAGGUCAUCUCUAAAGCCUGUGCCAUGUGCACAAUGGAUAACUACUUAUUUGUGGCAGUGGGCUGCCAAGGCACGGACAGAGAAAUGAUACCCUCAAAGCGAGUGUUUUGCUACAAUCCUUUGACAUCCAUUUGGAAGGAGAUCAGUCCGAUGAAUGAAGCCAGGCCCCGCUGCAAACUGGCAGCUCUGGAGGGCUACAUCUACGCCAUCGGUGGGGAGUGCCUGUCCUCAGUGGAACGCUACGACCCGCGAUUGGACAGAUGGACUUUUGUGGCUCCACUGCCUAAUGAUACAUUCGCUGUGGCACAUCACGUCACAGUGUGCAGAGGAGAGCUUUUUGUUUCUGGGGGAACUCUUAGAUAUAUGCUGCUGCGCUACAGCCCCAAAACCAACACCUGGAAGCCGAGUCUGUUGGUAGGCAGCAAGGACAGAACUGCAGAUAUGGUAGCCGUGGGGAGGUUUCUCUACCGGUUUGAUGUUAACCCGCUGCUGGGCGUGAGCGUGUACCGCUACCACACAGUGGCUCGGCUGUGGUACGAGUGCAGCUCCAAAAGGCUCCAGCACUGCCCUGCCUUUCAGUGUGUCACGACGGACAGCACAAUCUAUUGUGUCAGCCGCCAGUUCACCAUGAAGUUUGAGGCUGAUGAGAUCUCUCCAGGUUUCAGAGAUGAGAAUUCGAGUGUCCUCUCCGCAGCAAAGGGCAUACUUUUCCCCUUUGUCCUCUCGCUCCCUGAUAAGACGCCUCGGCAGACCAGUGUAUAAGGAGGAUUCAGUUUUCCAUUAAUGAUAAGAUUAGCUGGUGAUGGAGUAUCUCUACUGCCUCAACCUUCUUGUUGACUGGGUGGCUUUGCUCGGGUUUAUGCUCAACCCAGCUCCAAAUUUUAUUGCAAAAUUGUAAUCACUGUUUGUCUUGUUUUUUCAGGUGUUAUUACGAUCAUAUUUCCACAAAGCCACAAAGCUUCUGUUUCUUAAACCCCUUUAUUUCCUGAAUUGGGUGUCGCACAAAGAAAUGUGUGUUCCUUUUGUCUCGGCCCCUGGCAGCCGAUGUAAAAUAUUAGACUCUUAACGCUAGUCAAACUACUGUUUGCUUAGAUUUACGCAGGAUGUGCUGCCAUGUAAAUUGUUUGCUUCUUUGAUUUGCCACUCCUUCCUGCCAUUAUGUUAGUUUUAUAUCAUUCCAGAUGCUUAACCUCUUUAGAUAAUUCAUAAAUAAAGUCUCAGAGUAAAUGAGCUCAUUCAACUCUAACACAUUACAAAGAUUGGGCAAUAUAGUGCUAAUCUAUCACCGUGCUCCGCCGUGUAGGGCACAGAUAUAACUUACACAGUGGCCUGGAUACAAUGCAAUUAUCUACAGUUGCUCUUUAAAUAUGGCAGGAUGUAAAAUAGCUUUGUCAGACAAUAUAAAUAGGUGGGCUUCUGAAAGCAUUUGUCACUACUUUUGAAACUCUUCCAAACUUGCUGUUAUUUUUGUAGUUCCAGUCGCUGUGCUUUGGUGGCCAGAAAGACGUGUAUUUGUUCUAAUCUUGACUGAGCAGAGUCUUUGUUCAUUGUACCAACUGAAUCUCUUUUUGUUUUGUUCUUUUGUUUCAUAAACAUCAAAGAAAUGUGUUAUUCACUGCAUAUUAAUCCUCAAUUAAUGAAUAAGGGUAUUAAAGCCAAAUGUUUAUUUCCAGUUUUUGUGUGACCUGUAACUAAUGAUAGGAUAACACGGGGACAAUCUAAACACUUGUGGUUUAUUUUUUUAAAGUGCUGAGCAGUUACAUUAAGAAUGGAAAUAUGCAUAAGAAUGAUACACACAAUAAAUC